This is a messenger RNA of Boeremia exigua, 4967 nucleotides long. RefSeq lists its product as uncharacterized. NCBI's taxonomy places the organism in Eukaryota, Fungi, Ascomycota, Dothideomycetes, Pleosporales, Didymellaceae. The record is from RefSeq and is a predicted model, not a curated record. The coding region runs from base 105 to 4613 and encodes 1502 amino acids. The transcript has a single exon.
CCCACUAUCACCCACAUCUUCACCCCCCACCCACCCUACUACCACAGCUCUUUCUACGCCCAGUAUAGCAUCUGGGCUGGCGUUGCUACGCUCCAGGCUGCACGAUGCUGAACGAGCGAGAUCCCAACACCAGCGGGCGCACCAGCAGGGCGUCGAACCUGUCUGCUGCAUCUCGAGCCACCUUCCGGCCAAAUGGCGGAGCUGACAAGCAGGACCACCUCGCCUCAGCCCCUGGCAUCAUGUCCAUGCUGCGUACGUCCACUGAGAUGGGCAACGUCGUCGGCCUCACCGGAGAUCUCUCUGGCUUGAGCAACGUGCCUCGAGGUCAGCGAGGUCGUGCUGGCACGAGCAGCAGGCUCUCCACAGCUUCGUCCGUGUCAGGUAACUCCAGUCGUGCAAGCAAGCACCAUCGGCAGUGGCCUUCGUCUUCCUCAGCGCCCAGACGGCCCUCCACGCGAGAGCCAGCUGGCCCGCAGUACGUUGCUGACACCCUCUCACCCACGGUGAUGGAUCUGCCAGGAUCGUCGCCCCUCAUUCCAACGCACCACCCGGGCAGCUACAACAACAGAGACAGCCAGCGGUCCUUCUCGAUGACCAACACCACCCAGCGGGCCUUCAGAUUGUCAAGCAAUCGGUCGCUUGGUAGCCUGCGCAGCCACGAGCUCAUUCAGCGUUCGAGGUCACCAUACAUUUACCCCACUAGACUCCGCCGUCCCUCAUACCGGCCAGCAUCACCUGCUUUGAGCGACGCCGCUAGCUCGCGUGCGCAACGCUUACGUAGCUAUGACAGCCAAGGGCAGGUCCAGCAUCAAGGACAGAUGCGGCUGAGGAUCCCCUCAGAUGCGAGCCUUGGAUAUCAGGACAGAGCGUCAGGCAUGCGCCGCGAUCACCCUUCCGCCUAUUACAAUGGACUCGAGGAGGACAUUCCUCCUGUUCCGCCGCUGGUCUACCCUGUCGCACCGCUCCGACGACCUAGUGCGAUCCAGAGUCCAUUCAAGGGAAAGUUCCGUCGUGGCUCGAUCAAGAAGCGCAACGAACCUGACACGUCUUCGUCUGACCAGCCCUUACCCCCGACCCCACGGAGUGGGUCGAUGGAGGUCAUGCUCAACACCCAAGUCCGUGUCGACACUGUCAGUGGCAGGGUUGUGAAAGAGACAGUCCCCAGUGUCCCACGCUACUAUGACUACAGCGAGCAGUUCGAGCGUGAACACCUCCUGGAGCCGGAGGUCAACCCCAUUCAGGCUGACUCCGUCAAGCAAGUUAGAACUGCACAGGAAGAACAUGGCUCCGCGCAGCCUACGACUCCAGCUCGUGGCACUUGGAACUCCGGUACCAUGCAGGUAUCGAAUGCCGCCGUUCCUGAUGUGGCAGAACUCCCUGCAUCUCCAGUCCCUCGGCGCAUCACUAGAGACAUGAUUCUUGAGGUACUUGAGGCGGCUUCGACCACGGUGGACGUCAGUGACUCUGGAGCUACCAUCGCCUGUGACAACGACGAGAGCCUACAGCAUGAAGGUGUGGCCCAUCGCCAUGUCUCGACACAGGCAAAGACUUCCGGACGUCAUGAUGGUUUGGAUAGGCGAUUCAGUGUUUUGUCUCAGGCUGAUUCCAGCGUCAUCAAUUCUUCCACGCUUGAUUUUGCUGUGAGAUGCUCGAUUCCCAUCGUCACUGGAGCUCAGGUAGGUUCUGGCGCACCACCCAUGCCUGACAAGGACUCGCCGUUGCCUCCAGAUACCGCGCCCAACACCGAUGUUGACAUGUCUGAUCUUCUGGCCGGCUAUCAACACACCGAUUCUAGGCAUGGAGAUGGAAGUGUUGCGAAGGAGGACACGCAGGAACCUGACAUCGAACCUGAGAAAGACCGCGUGGUUGAGAGUAGGAGCAGUCAUGCGCAGAAGUCAUCUGACCCUGAGUCGUUCAAGUCUGCGACGGAUGUUCUAGAAUCUGAGCCUUCCGAGAGUAGUCCAGCAAACGAUGACGAGGCGAAGUCCUAUAGGUCCGGUCCGGGACCAUCGAUCCAGGAUGCAGACGCACACUCGUUCAAGACCGCUCAAGACCUCACAACGCCUCGUCGAUCUGCAUCGAGGCCUGUAGCAAAAUCGUCAUCCGUUCGGCUUGUCGAAGUACUGACCCCGAGGCCCAUCUCUGAAGGACCGCUUUCGCCUCCGGCUCCCGCUGUACUCCGAAAGACGCGUGUUCCUCGCGAGUCAAGUUCUCUACUUGCAAAAUUUCGAGCAAGCUCCAAGCCAGGCAGCGCGGUGUCAAUCUUGGGGUCGUCGUCUCCUCUCAGCGGUUCUCAUCAGCCGCCUCCAGUACCACCCCGAGAGUCCAGCACUUCGAAAGAGGCUCAACGAUCGAUGAGUGUUGCGUCCUGGAUGCUAUUCAAGCGUUGGGGCAAGAGGACCAGUAAAGAGGAAGACCAGACGAAGACCAGCAACAGCUCUCGUGACACCUUGCGCCCUGUCGAAAGGGCACAUUCGUCACAGCAAUCUCUCGGUGAUACCAUCAAGACUCCAGAGAAGGCAUUGUUCAAGGAAACCCAUGUUCCCACGCGAGCUGAUCCACCCAAAGAUUGCGCCCCGUCACAAGUGCACAAUGUGGGUGUUACUGCUUCUUCACGUCAACUGUCAUUCAACAGCUCAGGACCCGUUCCUGCGGACCCUUCAUCUGUGUACUCUUCCAAGGAUAGCUCUUCUACGUCUCGUGUACAGUCUUCACCAGCCGGUGUCCCCAAGCCUGUGGACAACCGUCGAGACAGCCAGACGACUACGCAUCUUGCAUGGCAUGGCCGUAGAUCUCUCAACCUGAACAACCAGGCCGCGAGCAUCAGCGAGCCACACCUUCCGUUCCCGUCUUCGGGUGAUGACACCACCACCGAUCUGAGGUUGUCGCAGUACAGGUAUCCUGCGGGCCUCCACCAUCUCCCAGAUCUCAAAGAGGAGUCACACGAGGACUCGAGCUUGAACACGAGUGCCAGCAAUCUGAAGAACUCGAAUUUCCGAUUCCCCUUUGGCGUUCCUGGUGGCGUGCGCGCCUCGGUCGAUGAUGGAGCUCUUUUCUCGAGGAGGUCGUCAGCAGGCUCAUAUCGAAAGAGCGCUCUCGGCAGCAGCACCAUGAGCCAGCCACAUGAGCUGCCGCUGAUGCGCUUCAGCCGUAUGGACUUGUUCGAAAAGGUAGACGAGGUGGUGCGCCUGCGCAGCUCGCGUUCGCUGGCUCACGUGUCGGUGGAGGUGCCUGAGGUCCACGACGAUACGCCACCGCGGCCAGCGUCAGUAGGAGAAAUGCGAGAGAAGUACCGCAGCUUCUAUGACAAACUUGAUGGGCUGAACACGCCUCGAGGGGCCGUGCGUACAGAGAUGUCGCCCGAGUUGAUGGCGGAGAUCGAGCAAAUGACAGUGCCUUCGGUCAAUGGUCUUACAGAUCGCAUCACUGAGCUCCUACCGUCACUCAAGGGGUACUACAAGUCUGGCGAGGAAGGUCCGUUCGUUGCUGAGGAGAUGAUUAUGGAGCAUGCCAUGGAGGAUAUCCACGACGUCGGCGGCCCUGCACAGAAGCGCUCAUCUGCACGUCUGCGGCCAUUACCUGGAUCGCCGAACAUGAUGGUUAUGGACGACGCACUGUACGAUGAGCUCACGCACAAAGAAGGAGAAGGCGAUGUUGCAGUUGCCCAGGGCGAUGAGGGGGUCGGGCCUGCACAAGGUGAAUCUCGCGCUAGCGUGACCAAGACCAGCAGCUUAACACGCCCCAAAACUCACCCCGCCGAGCUCGAAACGCUCUCACCUACUCGCCUCCGGCCCCGUGCUACCACUGGUGGUCACCACGAUCUGCGAGCAUCCGUUGAUCUGGGCUUGACCACGAGGUCUCUGAGAUCGUUUGCGUCUACCCCAACCAAGACUGAUACGCGUCCCUGGAACUCUGACAAAAACUACCCUUGGGCAACAACAACAGUUCCCUCGGUCGACAUCUCACUCCCUCCGUCGAAGACGGUCAGGCAUUCACCGCGUCCUGGCCCCUCGCACCUUCGCAACAACGUCUCUGACACGUCUUCUGUAAGCACUUUUGUCGUUCUCACGCCAAUUCCCAGGCCUUGCGAGGUAGGUCUUGAGCCGAGUGAGGAUUUUCGACAGCUGGAGCGCUUCGAGCGGCUUGAGCGCACCCGUGGCCAGUAUCACGAACCUGGUGAACGCUACCCCACCUCAGCUUGUUCACCGCCUACUGCAAUCUUCCGCGACCACCUCUUGCUCUCUUACACGUCUGACGACGAACCAGAGCUACAGGUCACGCGCAGAAGCAGACUGAGGGAGCGUUUCUCUUCCGCCCGCAACGCUACGCUCGACAGCACUCGAGCAACAGACCAAUCCCCCACCUCUGCCCACCCUCUCGGGCUUCCUUCACCUGAAUCUGCUCGCCGCUCUGCACCUUCACUCCUCCAAGACACUGCAGGUGAAGCAAGCGCUUUUACCUCAAACCGCCACACUUUCAGCGACGCUCAGGGCAUGCCCAGUGUCGUUUAUCAUCGCAACCGACUCAUCGACCACCUAAAGCGCUGGUGGCACAAGGGAGGAGACCUGUUCAGGAAUCUGUCUCACCGCUCUACGUCGAAGACGCGCCGUUAAGAUGGACGCCACGUACUCUCACUACAAGUCGGCGGAGUUCGCGAGGGGACUCGAGAUGUCCUUCGCCUUUCUCAAGAAUCACAUGUUGAAGAGGGCGUGGCCAAGGAUGCGCUGCUGGGGCUGUCCCAACACCCCGGUCGGGCCCAUGAUCGAGCAUCCCUCCGUCAGCUGCCGCGCCCCUGACGAGGACUACUACAUCAGCAUGGAAGAGGGCUACUUUUUCUGAAGUGGGAUACGACACGGUGAUCAUCUGGCCGCCAGCGCUGCCACUAAUGGGCCAGCUAUGACUGGUCGCUGCUGGGCCUGGCGGCCAUAAUCGGGCAAUAUUGGAAAUCGGAUAUGGAAAAAAGUCAC